GGGAGGUUGGGACGGGCAAAGGAAAAAGACUUUUUUUUACUAGAAAGAUUUCGGGUGUAUUCCGAAAUGCACAUCAGUAUACUGGGCAGUGGUAAUAACGUCACGAAUCCGACGCCUUCGCGCCAUAUUGUUCUGGUAUACUACCAAAUUUUUACCGAGAAAUGAACAAUAAUGGUAUCCGAACAAAAAGAAUUCCUUUUAAUUGAUGAGGGGAAUAAAAAAUCUUUUCAAUUCGCACUAUUUUUAAUAUUUCGUCGAUUAAUGACGUCAGUGCACUGGCCAAUGUAUUUCGGAACAAUUGACCAGUAUAGCGUCAAUCCAUGACGUCAUUAGCACUGGCCAGUAUGCUGGUAUAUAUUACGGAAUACACCCUUAAUGCGUGAUGACAGUUAUUUGACAGUGACAGCUGAAGCUUUGUUGCUGGGACCUGGAGCUCGAACUGGGACAUUCGUAAAUCUAGAAAUGGAAAUAAAUACUAAUUUAUGCUUUUCAAUAUAGUUAGAGAAUUAUCAUCAAUAAUAAUAUCUAAUUUUAAUUUAAUAAAAUACAUUAAAGUGUUAGGACUCAGAAUUUGACCCGAUUUUAGGCAAAAAGUUAAGACUGUCAUGUUCGUCUUCUAAAAUUUAUCAAACAUAAGUUUUAUUGUCAUAAAUACUAACAGUGCAAUGUUUAAAGUUCUAUGUUAUUCGAAUGUGUAUGGCGAUGAAUUUACAAACAUUAUUUCAGGAUUUUAAUCCUAGCAAGUUUGUAGUACAUACUUGUCUUCUUAUUUUUACUGCAUUACUAGCUUUGAAACUAGACAACUCAAUAACAUGGUCCUACUGGGCUGUUUUUACACCAAUAUGGGUGUGGAAGUUCCUAGUAGUUAUUGGUGCUACAGUUGGCACAUAUGUUUGGUGGCAAUAUCCUCAUUUCAGGUUGGAGGGUGAGGCAUACAUCCACUAUAAAGCAAUGCUAAUAAGUCUUGCCAUACAUUUAAUUUUGCUCAUGUUUGAGUUAUUAGUUUGUGACCAAUUGACUACAAAGCGCCAUGUUUGGAUAUUGGUCUUUAUACCAUUGAUCUUCAUCAGUAUAGUAUCAAUUGCUAUCUGUAUAUGGUCAGUAAAACAUGAUCGAAGUUAUGAGCUGGAAUUGUUCUGUGCUGUAAACAUCCUGCAAUUUAUAUUUCUGGCUUUAAAGUUGGAUGAGUUCAUCAAUUGGUCAUGGGAAGUUGUGUUUGUGCCUUUAUGGAUUCUCAUGUGUCUCAGCCUAGUAGGUGAGUGGGUGCUGUAUAGUAUAAUAUUUGCGGGGAUCUUGCUGCGCACACCGGAAGUCAACAUUCAACAAAGGCGUACUAGUUUCAACUCCGCAUUAGCUUACACCUUCACUGUCGUGCCCAUCUUAGUUUUUCAGGUGCUAUUAACAAACAAGUUAGACGAUGGUCUGGCCCUCUCCUACACUGUCGUGGUGAGCCCUCUGUUCGUCAGCUAUGCCACUCUGAUCAUCAUGUCAUUCAGCUCCAAGGGAGGAAACAAAUGGUGGUUUGGUAUCAGAAAGGAUUUCUGUCAGUUUUUACUGUCGGUAUUCCCAUUGCUGCAAGAGUACGCUAAUAUUGCAUAUAGCAACACAACCCGAGGCUCCAACGCUGUGCCCGCGGAGCCCCCCACAAACCAGGAGCCUUACAGGGACGAAGAUACCCACAAAAAGGUCAAAGACAACAAAAAGUCCCACAAAAACCAGAAGAAAAACGAAGCUAUGAAACCAGUUGUGCCUGUUACGAGUAUUGAUAUGCCAGAUUGAUUCUAUUUGUGGCUUUAAGAUGUGUGUUCACUUGUUAGUACUCCCUCUUGUAAAUAUCGGGCUUCAUGUGUAACAAAGCAAUAUAAAACUCCUUGUUAUGUUUGAAAUUAGCGGUAAGCUAUCUUCAUGUGUAGAUUUAGAAAUAUUUAAGGUCCUAUUUUAUUAAUUACAGGCGAGCCGUUCUGGUUUCACACCAGUGUAGUAAGAAAUCUGCUAAUGAAGUGUUAUGUAUACAGAUUUCAGAACAGCAUACGAUCCCAAUUCGUGAAUAUUCAUGUAUUUUUUGUUAAUGAUAUAAUGAAAUGUUGAUGUUGUAAAUUAUGAAUGCAGCAAACAAAAAACUGUCAUAUGUAGCCAUUCUUUAUCUUCAUAUGAUAUCAACUACCAAUAGGUUUAAUGCAAUUUCGUGUGGUAAAAGGUCUUAGAUAAAUUAGUUUAAUAGUGAACACAAUUUCGCCUAUAUGUUAGCUAAUAUUUUAAUUUUCAAAACUUACAUUGAAAUAAAUAUCUAUGUAAAAGUAACUUGGAAAAAUGAAAUUUUACAAUAGCGUUAUUUUUAACAAAUAAUAUUCAUUAAAACUGCUUACAUAUAUAAAUUACAUUUUUAUAUUUCGAUCUGCUUCUGAUGUUUUGUUUAGUGUAGUAAAUAGGACCUAAGAUAAACAGAUACAUAUAUAAUUACUAACCGGUUGGUGAAGAUGACUUUUAGUUAUGAUUAUUUGUAGUAUUAGUUGUUAACAUUGAAACUUGUACAGUUGUUGCUGUUUGAAAUGGAUAAAUAAAAAAAAUAUAGGUCUGCGUAUUAUAUUAUAUUUCAGAACAGUCGUAGGUAAGUAUAUCUUUGUUUCAAUUAAAAAAGAGAUAAAUAAAAGAUUAUAAAAUGGUAAUUAACACCAAUGAGGAUCAGAUCAGCAAAUCAUCUCAAAAUCAAUAGUAUAAUGAUCUAAUAAGCUUUUUAAUUAAUAUACUUUUUUAAUUCAUUGAAGUCGGUUCAUUCGUUGUAAUGUUAUAACUAAUUUUAUGGUCAAUAUUUACCGGCAGCCGAAACAUGUGACGUCACAGAGCUCGAUCGUGGUUCACUCCGGUCGAACUUCAGUAGCUUCUCUACGCACGCUCGAGCCCGAGCGCUAGAGCUCCGUGACGUCACGAAAAUUCGUUAUUAAUUUGAUCAUAACUUAGUUAGUAUUUGUCGUAGAAGAAAAAUUUAACCACUGUAUUUUAUGGAAUCCUUAGCUCUAUAAAUCUCCCAAGCAGCAUCACAAGCUGUAUAACAGCUCUAUUAAAGUUCAUUUAUACUCUUAAUGCUGUAUCUCUUGGCCGCAUAAAGGCUGUAUAAGCGCUUAUACAGCCCUUAUACCCCUGAAAUUGGCACAAAUUAUACAGCGUUUUGCCCUAUAUUAGCUGUACAGUAGCUGUAUAAGCAUAAAAUAGGCUGCAUAAUAGACGUUUUGCGGCUGUACUAUGGUGUUCGAGGAAACCAAUACACUCCAAUUACUACAUUGUAAUUCACUUGUUAAGCUUUACGUUGUAAAAAGUCUGUUGAACAGGGUUACAAAAGAAUUAAAACGAAACAGAAGAUAUAUUUUAAUGAUGGCGUUUAUAAUCACUUUGAUCAAAGUGACAUUUAUUAUAAACGCUUUGUGUUUAAAGAUUUGGAGAUUCGAUAGGCGCAGGAUACAGUGCAUUAUCGUGCAAAAAUAAAUUUAUUGUGAACAUAUAUAUGUUUUGUGAUAAAAAAUAAACGCGCCAGCAAAACAACCAAGGAAGAGAUAUUAGAUAAGGUUAUUAAAUAUGGUUUUUAUAGGUUAGAAUUUAAAAAUGUUUGAAUUAAUGGACGUUGAGCCUCAUUGGUACAUAGUAGGUUAUUGGACAAACUGAAAAUAUUGAUAAACAUAAAAAUAUUAGUCUAAUUUUUAUGUACUCAUGUUCGUAAUCUUCGAUUUGUAAUUGAUAAAAUGGCGACAAUUUGCUAAGCAGCCUAAAUUCUAUUUUGAUGGUAUUAUAGCAGUAGUAGCUGUACUAUGUAGGUAAUGGAUACUAGUAUUCAGCUUUUAGCGGUUGAUGGGCUGUAUAAACGAAUAAAUUUACUAUUAAUGUUGCAUAGCAGUGUUUCAAACAUAACCUGUAACUCUUUCUAGGGAUAUGUAAUAUUAAGUGAAAAACCAAAAUGCACUGAGAGAUCACACCACGUUUUCGAAAAUAAAGUAUUAAAGUUAUUUUUUAGAAAUUUCAAAGCAAUUAUUGUAGAUUUGCGUCCUAGAAUUUGUAAAGAAAUAAAUAAAGUGAUUCUCAUAGUUCAUUACUUAAGUGAAAGAAAAGUAGUAGCAUUACUUAAAUGAAUUGCAAUAUUUUUAUAUUUAUGCAUAAUGAUUCACUUAUAUUCUACUGUUUCAAUUCUAUUACCUUUAAUGUAAGCUCUCGCAGGAGAAUCUCAUAUAAAACAUCUUAUUCCUAUAGAUACUUUACUCUUGAUUUGUUCAACGUACAUUCCAUUUUUAAUUAGGUUGUCAAUUUCGUUUACAAAAUCAUUUAAAUAUUCGUUAAUUUGCUUUGGUUUUCCAACACCAAAAUAAAUACCAAUCACCAACGGUUUUACAUCAGGUCUUUCAAAUAUAGCACAUAAAAUCGGCUAAAACUCUUUAUUAGAACUAUUAAAUAUUGGAAGACCGACAAAAUUGAAAUUCAAACAAAUUUUACUCGGAACGUCAACCCAUUUUUCUAAUAUAUUUUUUAAAGAUUUAGUUAGGCCGUUAUGCCAAUAUUCACCUCCUUGAAUCGGUUUGAUUUGUAUUUGCUUUGCAGUACCUAAAAUUGUUCUGGCAUCGCAUGGUAAAAUUCCUGGAAAUCUUAAGUUUAUGAUAGUAGCUAAAUCAUUCAAUUCUUCUUUCUCUGGCCCAAUUCUGUAUUUGUUGGCGAAAUAAUAAUUUUUUUUCAUAUUCACUUUCGCCGUCACUUGAACUGCUGCAUGAUUAAAUGUCAUAAGUUGCAGAAGGUAAAGCUAAUCUACACCUGAUAUAAAUAUGAUCAUUCACAAUAUUUUCUACGGAACCCCUUUCAUUAGAUGUCGACAGUAUUGACGCUUGACUGUAGGUGAUCUGAUCUGUUGCAAUAUCUCCAUGUUCCUCGGCAGUAAUUUCAUUUUGUUGAUAAUUUGUAAUAUUUAAAUAUUCCUGUUCAAUCUUUCUUCUAAUAGCACCAAAUCUUUUUCGCUUUUUCCACAUAUUUAUAAAACAAUCACAAAAAACAGCAUACAAUGCACAAUAAUCCAAAAUGGCGACUCUGUCACUUAUACAGAUUAAAGCUGUACUAUAGGCGUUAUUUAUUUAUAUUGCUGUCUAUUACUCCCAAAAGACAGAAAUAAGACAGCUAUCGUCUGUAAAAGGGUGAACAAUUACACCAAAAAAAGAAGCUGUAGAAGAGAGUUUGCCUACUUCAUAAUACAGAAAUAAGAUUUCAGGACCACCAUAAUACAGCUCUAAGCUGUAUUAAGUAAGUGACGGUAUGCAAAAUGCAGCUAUUGUACAGCUUUCAUACUAAAAUGAGAUUAAAGCGUUACAGGAAACUUAAAGCUGUACAUGACAUUUAUCAUUCACUAAUUUAGAACUUUAAGCGUACUUUGACUCCUUAAUACAAACUUAAUACAGUUAGAGCUGAAUAAUUACUCCUAAACCGACAUUAUAACACUAUAAUGUCUUUUCAACGUUCUUAUACAGCUGUAAAACAGCGUUAAGUGCUAUAUUGGCUGCUUUUUAGGUGUUCAUUACGCUUGGUUGCUGCUUGGGCUGCAUUCUCAACUAAAAUCGUUACGGAUCCUCAUUGUACAGAAUCUUCAGUUAUACUGGUUAAUGUUUAAGCACACAGCUCUUUCGAAUAAACUAUGAACUUGGGCCUUGCAUGCCUUCAAUCAAGGUGAAAAUUACUUCACUUCCCAAUCUAUAUUCACAUCUUCUGAGUGAGAAAAUUACCGAGUUUCAUUUCAGAGGACCUACCGCCUAGAGGUAUUGUUAUGGCUAUAGCUUAUGAUUUCAUUUUGUUAUUUCUCGCCGCCGAAGGUUUUCAAAUGCCUCGCGCGCUUUUUUUCUUUUGCAUUGUUAAUAACAAUAUUAAAGAAAUUGAGCCUAAGGUAUUUGAAAACAUUCGGCGGUCUGAAGUAACAAGGAAAACGAAAGCGAUUGCCAUAGUCUCGUUAUGCGAUUGGCCCUCUGUUGUGAUGAUUCGUAGACCCAAAAAUCUUAAAAUAUAAAUAAUCCACAUUUUAAACUUGUACAUAGCUUUUGUUGAGUUACAGGGAGGAAACUGUUAAAUAUUAAAUCAAAUUAUGGAUGUACCAUUAAGUUUGUUAACUGUAUACCAGUUUAUGUUACGAGCUGUAGAUAUCGUAGUUAUAAUCAUCUAACGUAGGUGCUAUUGUUUUAGUAAGCUUUCAUGGGAAAACUUCUCAAGAAAAGUUCUACUUCGUUUCAUGUUACUUAUUAUGAAAUAACGAAUACUUUAUUUGUUAUAAGACGUGGUGGAAGUUACAAGUAAAACUCGUAAUUUCCAAUAUCGUAUGAGCUAAUGAUAAACAAGGCUCAUGUCCCUAAGGGUUACCACACAUGAUAAAGAACAUUAACUGUCGCUACCUCCUGGUUAUGUAAAAUAUCCCAUCCAACUUUGAAGAUCAAUAAUCUUUAAUAUUUUUUCCUGAUAUCUGAAAUGUAAGGCUUAUAUACCACACUUAUUAUAAAGAAAGAAUAAGCCCGGACUGAGUGAGUGAGAGAGUUAUGCACAUCACUCAAAUGACAUUUGUAAUUCGAUUAACAGACAAAAUACUGCUAUACUAUGUUCGCUGAAAACAGUCAAUGAAAUAACUUCUUUAUCACACAAUCGCUUACCAAAAAAGGAUGGAAACUGCUUCACGCAGGAUAGAAGGGCUGUUGUUGGAUUGGAGAUUUAACAUUAAUUUCAUUACUCCGAUGUUGACAGAAUAGUUUUCCAUUAGUAGAUUAGGUAAUGUUUUAACUUAUUCUCUAUUUGUUAAUAAGGGGGUAAGACACCAAUGAUUGUGCUAUCAAGAGCAUCUCUAACAAAUUGUGUUCAGUCCAAUGGACACCAUGUAUAAAUAUAUUAUUAAUUCGUUCGGGGUAUCACGUCAACUGCCACAUAUAUAUUUAUUUUCGGACGCGUAAGCUUUUUCGUUUCUUCCUGACCAUUUUGACAAUAUUUCUGUUAUAAACUACAGAAUCCAUGGUCAACAAAAAAAUAUAUAAAUCAAGUUUUGACAUUCAAACACAUGCUGUCUGACUUUGUAAAUAACUAGUAGUUUUAAUGAAAAAAAUAUGCGCAUAUAGAAAGCAAAUCGCGCCAUACUUACAUAAGUACUUUUUAGUAAUUCUGAUGCUCAUUUUCUUACUUUCUCAGUAUACUUUUAACCGACAAAAAAAAAGAGGAGAUUCUCAAUUAGGUUGUAAUUUUUUUCCUCGAGCUAAAUGUAAAUAUUUGGAUAAAUGACAAUAAUAUUUAUCAAAAAGAAAAUAAUGAAUUAUAUUGAUCAGUAAAUCGAAACAUUAAGAAGAGUUAAAAUGCCUCUGCAGGGCGUCACAUGUAUCCUUAGCAUAGUAUCCAAUAUAGGUCCCAUCCCAAAUGUAAUGUGACAUUAUAAUUAAUUCGGUGGCUAAACUGUACUUCCGGGGCCCAAGUGGUGACACUUCACGUUAGGUUAGGUUAUUAUUGUGACCGUAACGCGCGAGCCGAGCGAGUGAAGCGAAGCGAGCGUGCCGCGGCAGCGGCCGGCGAAGCGCCAGAAAAAAAAUGUAUUUAAAAGAGACCUUUCUUACAAAAAAAAUCAAGUAUCACCUCUUGGGCCCUGGAAGUACAGUUUUACCAAUUCGGUUUUUGUGAGGGCAAUACUCUAACAGAACACUCGGCCUGAUUAUGACUGCUAUUGUAUUGCUACUGCAGUAGCUCUUAUCAUACUUUUUUGUUAAACUUGCACGAAUGAGUUUAUUACCAAUAAUAGAAUUGCAAUAUUGUGUAUACUUAUAUAUUUAACUAUUUUAAUACAUAUCAUUGUAUGAAAGUUUGCUUUCAUUGUUCCUUAAUAUCGUGACAAGCCACUGUAAAAGUAGAAAGGGUUGUAAUUUAUUACAGUGUCGUGACAAUGACUAGGAUAUUUGUAACACAAUAUGCACACGCCCUAAAAGGAAUAGAAGGGGUCGACAAUGUUCUUCUGUAUUAUUAUUUUACUAUUCAGUUCCUGUAUAAACCGGAUAACGGGAAAAAAUGUUUCAUUACAUCAUACGUACUUAUUGUAUAACCCAUUAUAACCUAAUAAUCACUAUGAAUUCCUAGUAUGUUAAACUAUCAAACAUAAUAUUGUAUAACAGAAAGGAGAUUGGUAACACACAAAACGGAAAACUGUGUAACAACAAAAGAAGUGAGAAUCGCACUAAGUACAUGUUUACUAACUUCUUUAAAAAAUAAAUUUCUAUAAUAGAAGGGAAGGGUGUGGACUCUUUAACGUUGUAGGGCGUAAUUUCUGGAUAUGCUGGAUCGAUUUUGAGAAUUGUUUACCAAUAGAAAGCCACGUCAUUUGUGCGUGUUAUUGACUAUAUAAACCCGAAAGAUGAAAAUACUUUAACGCGGGCGAAGCCGCGGGCGGUCGCUAGUACAUUUAUAAAGGCCCUUUUAUCUAAGCUCACAGUGGGUCAAUCCAAAUGACUACUAACUAGUCUAAAUUUGGUGCAAUUAUACUGACAACCUGCACCUUGGUGUAAAUUGACUUUUAGAAUUACUUAAACGUAUUCACGUUUACUGUGAUAUCAUCUUCCUAUCGCAAUUUAAAACAAAUUAUAGAAUUUAAGUGAAUGUUUUGUUAAAAUUAUGUUGUAAAUGUUGAACGAUUAUAGUAACUCCUAUUUUUGUCGCAAUUAAAGUGUCAACUGUAC
Molecule: messenger RNA, 8705 nt
Organism: Chilo suppressalis (striped riceborer)
Lineage: Eukaryota; Metazoa; Arthropoda; Insecta; Lepidoptera; Crambidae
Source: the annotation of a GenBank genome assembly